AACUGUUUCCCCUGUGAACGGAAAUAGAAAAAGAGAAAAAAGAAUAAAUUCUUACUAAAAUAAAAUGUCUACUGGGCACUUAUAACAAUGUAGCCCACUGGUGUUGUUAUUUGUGCAGAGUGAGUGAAAGUUAGCUGCUGCAUGUGGGGCUGCGGGUGUUUGUGGGUCGAUGUGCAGUGGGCUGUAAUAACCACAUACCACAAAUCAUACCUAUGACACGUACACAUUUAUUUUUCAUCCUGUUUUUGACAGUUUAAAUGUCAGUGUGGUUCAGAUACGAGAGCAACAACCUGUUUAACAUGUGUCAACUGUAGGGAAAGAAGAGACAAACACACAUGCAAUAUCAGAUAUUAAACAUUACACCCUGCUUGCAUGUGUGUGUGUGUGUGUGUGUGUGUGUGCGUGUGCGUGUGCGUGCUCAGUGUAAUUACAUAUUUAGACUGGGGGAAAUGACAGGCUGCAGGGAAGUAAAGGAGAGGAUUAAGACUGUAGCAUCAGCACAGAGGUAGCCAGUAUUCACCUGUGUUAGGACCAUGUGGUGGAUUUUUGUUUUUCUUAUUGAAAUCAUCCGCUUCAAGUUACAGAAACAGGACAUCAAAUGGAGUGAAACCAGCACUUUGAAGCACAUCCUGAGCAGCUCACCGACAGAAUGAGAAGAAAAUGGAAGCAGUGAGUUACGCCCCGAUGCAAGAACAAUCCAUCAAACCGCCGCAUCUGUGAGUCACCUAGCUUUGGAAACCAACCAUCCAGCUGGUUUGAGAUCUCCCAAAAAAAAGGAAGAUUGAUAGCAUCAUAAAUGGAGAGAAAUAAGGAAACCCUUCUGCUGUGUCUUCUUCUUCUGGCUAUUGUUCAUGUCUGCCCUAUCCAAAACUGUCAGAGCGUACCAGAUAACGUUCACAGAGCUCUCACCUGCUACAGUGACUACAAUCGUACCAUCACUUGUGUGUGGAACAGCGUGCCUGAUCGUCCAGACAGCGUGUGCACAAUUUACGCAGAAUGGAAAAGUCAAUUUAUCAGUUACAGCAAUUCAUGUGACCUGGAGCCUGUUGACGCCUCCCGACCAACGCUAAGGAAGUGCUCAAUGAUGUUCAAAAGAGAUCGUGCUCUGAAAGCCAGCGACUUUGUGUUUCGGCGCACUCAUAACAUCUCCAUUAAUCUGAGCUGUAAACCUGGGACCCAAAGUUUGAACAUUUUCUUCGUGCCAGCUUGUCACAUAAAGCUGAAUCCUCCGCCAAAACCUGCUAUCAACUCUACCACCGCUUCCUGGUUUCCUCAAAUUUUGGAGCAGCGAAGUAGUUCUUACUGCACCCAACUACAGUGGACACAAGAGGAUCAGUCAUGGAGUGAUCCUAAGGAAUCAUGCAUACAGUGUAAAUGGGACUGCACAACGGAACUGAACCCUGAUCAGCUGAUAAAAGGCGAAAGGUAUAAGGCACGCGUUCGAGUAAAGGACAAUUCAAGAAACACCAAGUCAACCUGGAGUGACUGGGGCCCUACCACAUCAUGGGUAUCACCCAUCGGAAGACCAAAACCACAAACAUCAGAUUUUUCUGGUCUUUUGGGCAUCGUUGCCGGUGCGGCGGCAUUGGCUGUGUUUCUCAUUGUCUUACGAUACAAGACCGACAAAACCACCUGGGUUUACAUAGUUAAGCGAAUCAGAGGUCCGCCCCUUCCAAACCCAGAGAAAUUCUUCCAGCAGAAUGGAAAUUUCCUGAGUUGGAUGAGCCCUCACUUCAACGAUGAAUCCUUUCAAUCCAUCUUUAAACCAGUGGAAAUCGUCUCUGUAGAAGUGACCUCCAUUGUGGACGGUGUCACACCCUGCAGGCAAGAGGCGGCGCUGUUAGAAAAAAUGAGAACUGAAAGCAGCCAAUUGUCGACCAGUUCCAACUACUCCAACCCCAGUUACUCCUGUCCUCCUCCUCCUGUCACCUCGCUCACUGCGGGGAAUCUGCCGCCCUGCGACACUGAUACACCUUAUGGGCCUGUUGUUAGUCAAAGCGAAGGGAAAAAUGAACAACAGGAUAGGGAUGAAGAGAGAAGGAGAGAAGUGGAGACCCGCCAGUUGCUCUCCAAAUGUAGCAACAGCAGUGAGCUUAUGCCGGUGAUUUUAGACUAUGAGAAGGUUGAAAAGGUCCAGGUCGAGCGCUCCAGGCUCCAGAGUCUAGAUUCAGGCAUGUGCAGUGGUGAAGAGGUCAGUCAAGAGAGUCUGGAGGCAGAUAGCAUCACUAUGAGUGAUAGUCACGACGAGGAGCCUGAAGGUGAGGAGGAGAGGGAGGGAAGGAAUGAGAAAGAAACAGAUUUAAAGAAGUUGUUUGGAGGCGGUGGAGAUAUUUUUGGCAAAGGGUCCAUUCAGGUUUGUUCCGGUUACGAGCAAGUCCAGAAGCUGCAGGCUGACUGCCCUGAGCUCCCUAGCUUGGAUUCAGACAUUAGCAGUGGAGGUGAGGAGCAGGUGAGUCAGGAGGAGAGUCUGGAGGAUGCUGGUAAGUCCACUGAAUCUACCAGCCUCCUUCUUCCUCCUCCAUUUAGUGCCUUACCGUGCUCCAUGCCCUCUUUCUCACUGCCUUUGAACUUCUCUGGGCCAGGUUUUAGUCCAGCUCUGCGACCUUUGUCAAGUCAUUUACUUGAGAGGAUUGCUCUACUGCCAACUAACAGGUCAGUAGAGCCCUCUAGUGAUGGAUACAUGCCGGUAAGACAGGAACAAAGCUGAGAACAAAAAGAAAUCUCUCCAACAGGCCUAAUAGAAAAUGCUGUACAACACACCAUGACAGCCUGACUACUAGAGAGCAAGUCAGACAUGCUUGUUCACUGUUCGCAGUAGUAUGUAACAUUAAAAGGACAUUUAUUCAACGCUUAAUGUCCAACUCUCAAAGACGGUACAAUAUAUGAAUGUAUUUUUGUUUCACACUGCUUUAUUUAGCAUAUUUCUCAACGUGUAUUUAUUAUUUGAGAAAACAAGAGGCUAAUAUUUUUCCAAUUAUGCUUUCGUUGUUUUUUAUACUAAAAAAAUUUGGAAAAAAAUAUGUACUUUUGUGUUACUUAUUGUGACAGUUUGCAGGGAGAAAGAUGUAUGGGCAAUGUCUACUGUACCUGCUUGAAGGGUUUUUACACUGCUGUGUUGCUGGUGAGACGAUAUAAUGUCUUCACGAUCAGCCAUUGUAAUACAAUAGCUCAAGAGACACUUUUUACUUGUUUAUUCAAGAUGGAUACAUGCAGAUUAUAUGGAAUGCUGGGUAAUUUAAUAGAUUUUAUUUUUUUAUUCAAAAAAUUACAAAUAUGUGGCUGCACCAAAGGCAUACUGUCCAUAAGUGUAGAUUGACUUAUCUCUAAAGCGCAUGAUGUGAAUUGAUUGUAACGAAUCUCAAAACCUGAGACCUUCCCCAAAUUUCUCAACUGCAUAUUACAGCCUGUGGACCAACUUCUAUGUAGAGGACACAUGCCGAAUUUUUCACAGAAAAUGCAAAGAAUAUCGAUCAGGAAAUCCCUCUCCGCCAGAGAGCCGUCUGGGACAAACUUAUCCCAGCAAUGUGACGCAUCUCUUUUCAGCUUCGCUAUAGUGCUACAGUGUGCAGCCAUAACAUCAGCUAACGUUAGCUAAGAAAUGGAGUCAGCUAAUGUCAACAAACGACUGGCACCCACCACAACACAGAGUCCACACCAACUGGGUCUCACUCCGAAGUCUUGGUCAGUGACUUUCGACACCAGACACUGAUAAAAAAGCCGUCCUUCCACGUCAUCAUGAUACGUGGUCAGCUACCGUUAUUGUUUAACAGUGUCCAAUAGCUAUGUUUCCAUCAGCCAUCAGCCUGUUUAGAUGCGCAUCGGAGUAUCGCAUCGGAAAAUUAUGAUGGAAACUAAAAUACGCUCCCUUUAGCCGGGUUUUGGUUGAUUAAAAAAAAUGUUGAUUCGCAAAACGGGGGAUGGAAACAGUUAUGUUCGAAUUAAGUCUGAUGUAGCGCACCUCUCUCCAUGGUGAUAUCCACACUCUGGAGCGGGAGGGCGGUAAUGCAUUUACAAGCUGGUUGCCAACCGCCAGAAAACGUAGAAGAAGAAGAAUGUGAGACUUAUUUUGUUUCGGUUCUGCGGAAAACUCGCGCAAGUUCGUAGUUUUCACCAAAGUCCGAACAAAAUGGAAACACACAGAAUUCGUAUUGCUUUUAAUGCGCAUUUCCCAAUGAUCCGAAUCACUUUUGGAUGGAAACAUAAUGAAAGUUAAGGCAGCGGGAGUCUGAGUAGGAAGGGCAGGAGGGGUGACGGAUGUGACUCGAUACCACCGACCUUCACCAGGGAGGGCAGUGUUCACCUCCUGAAAGAUUGUAAAGCAUUUUCCUUUUUUCCUAAACCCAACCACAUGCCUUUGUUUGCCUAAACCCAACCAUGUGCAUGUGUUGGCAAAAUGUAAUCAUGUGCAUUUGUUGAAAAUUUACAAUUCACGGUGCUGUAUAUCGGCGUAGUGGGUUUAUUUUGAAACAGAAUAUAUGCAAACUUUACAUUUCCUGUGAGAACAGAGGUAUAUUUUGAAAACAGACAAUGCAUGUAACAGGCUGAAGUUGACACGGCGUUCCAGAAUGUCAAUAAGCAACGUACCCAGGGUACCUUGCACGUCAUAUGUCGAAGGGGAAGGUCCAUGACCAAAUGUCAAUAUGUGACAAUGUCGGAAUGAGAAUAUGUUGGCUGUUUUUCUGUUGUAUAAGACCUUUACCCACUGCUUCAGUUUGCGCUGUCUAAAUUUGAGCCGUUACAGCUGUUGACUGAAGGUCCAUCCCAGGAGCUGCCAUCCAUGUUCCUUCAUGGAAAGUAACCAUGUAGUGGAAAGGCAGCGGGGUGCGCUAGCGAAUUCUUGUCUCAUCUGUUGUCUGAUAAACAGUAAAUUCAUCAAUUCAGUGCCCCAUAUCAUAGUAUCAGUGCCCCAUUGUGCUGAAAAAAAAUCCACAGGAAACACUGACAUGUGAAAUACAUUGUGAUACUGUGUUUUUAGCUGGCAAAUGUUAGCUAACCUUGGGUUGCUUUCUAACGCAGAUGAACUGCUAGCCAGCAAACGUUGCAAAAUAAGGUACUAAGUGGAUAACAUCAGCAAGUUCAUCCAGACCUCAGGGGCUCAGGGCCAUGCAGCAUAGUUAGCUGGGCGGCCAACGAGUCUAUUCUCAGCUAAGGUUAGCCAACUAGCUGUAAAGCUGCAUAGAUCUGCUGUUGAUUCCUUUGUAACUGGCAGCUGCUUCAGACUAUCCCUCCACAUCGUGUUGCAUCGGAUGCCCUUAAAUAUGGAACUCUAUGGGUCACAUCAUGUAAAAACCUGUGGUUUCAGCUUAACCCCUGAAAAGAUGGGCAAGUAGGUACGUCCUUAUUAUUCACUUAUUAUUCGUCCUUAUAUUCUCAACAAUACUAUGGCGAGACGUAGUAUUGUUGACAUUCAGCUCCGUAACGAUCUCCCUCCAGCCAGCUGUGGCCUUAUUUAGGUUUUUGUAGUGAUUAGAGGAGCUAUCAGAUAAAUAACUCCUCAUUUCAACUGAAUUAAUCUGCUGUUCCUCGUCCACUGGGUCGCUUUCAAUGUGAGUGACAGAAUGAAAAUAGAAAUGGGGCAUCUGACAAGUUCAGCUCUGUGGUUCACUGAACAGCCUCUGAGAGGGGUGUCGCUAAAAACAAGGAUUUUCUGAAAGUAAGUCACGGAACCUUUAUGUGAUUUAUUUAUUUCUUUUUAUUUUUUUACUGAGUCAGUCAUAAAUGUAUCCUGUCAUAUUGUCACUGUAUUCAUUGUUCAAGGCCAACAAUCAUGUUGAAUGCAUUUCCUACCUCAAGCAUUUGCAAAGCAUGUAUUUUUGAAUGUUCUGAAACCUGCACUGUGUGUCGCAGUCUUCCUCUCUUUUAUCGGUGCAUUGCUACUGUAUUAACUGCAUCCACUGUUUGUGCCCUCUGGAGUCGACAGAAAUGUUCACUGAGUCUGUCGUGGGUUGUGUGUGUGUUCUCUGCGGGUUCAAGAGAACAUAAACAACCCACUUAUCAAAACAUUGCUAUCUAGUGGUAAAAAAAAAAAAAAAAAACUCCACAGGAUAUUGUAAUGGCGUCAUUAGUCACAUGUUUAAUAUGUGUAAACUGGCAACUAUAUUAAAAAGUACUGACUGUUGGUAUUUAACCUCUGUAAACUAUGUUAAGACUCAUCUAACAUUGUAUGAUUAUGUUUUUUGUUAUUUUUAUUUUCAUAUUGCUGAAAAUAUGUGGCAUGCUCUAUGAAAAAUAUUAUAUGCUGCAACAGCUCAUUUCUAGAUAAACCUGGAUUUAUGUCAUCUUGAUUGUUGGUCAUUUGGAAAUUUACUCAUUUCAUCCGAGUACUCGGCUCAACCGUGGUAUUUUGUUUGAUAUUUGGAGUGAAAAAAGAAUUCUGAUAUUAUUGUAAACAUUAAAAUAUCUUUCCAACAGUGUAUAAAACUCAGAAUGUGUUUGAGGGUUUGACUUCAGUUUGACUGAAGAAUGAUAAAUCAAUUCACAUUUGUUAUUGUAGGGAUGAAGGUUUUCAUGUAUUCACAAUAAAGGAAACUCAUACUGGCA
Molecule: messenger RNA, 6540 nt
Organism: Epinephelus fuscoguttatus (brown-marbled grouper)
Lineage: Eukaryota; Metazoa; Chordata; Actinopteri; Perciformes; Serranidae
Exons: 11
Coding region: 797-2707 (636 amino acids)
Biological process (GO): cytokine-mediated signaling pathway; immunoglobulin mediated immune response
Cellular component (GO): external side of plasma membrane
Molecular function (GO): cytokine receptor activity
Source: RefSeq, a predicted model, not a curated record